Molecule: messenger RNA, 1882 nt
Organism: Pocillopora verrucosa
Lineage: Eukaryota; Metazoa; Cnidaria; Anthozoa; Scleractinia; Pocilloporidae
Product: conserved oligomeric Golgi complex subunit 8-like
Biological process (GO): intra-Golgi vesicle-mediated transport
Cellular component (GO): COG complex
Source: RefSeq, a predicted model, not a curated record
UGCCAAGUGGCACAAGGAAGAGAAUGGAUGUUUCCGAGCAGGAUGAUGGUCUCUUCAAGACGCUGUUCCAGGAGUCGUUUCAAGAUGCAUGGAAGGAUAAUCCAGAUUUCUCUUUGUAUCUAGCAGAACUCAGUGCUUCCAGUGUGGAAAAAUUAAGCCGGGAACCUGAAAAACUUGCUGAAGAAAAGGCCCAGAUCUUAGAGCAAACUGAGCACUUGGCCUUUAACAACUACAAGACAUUCAUCAAAACUGCAGAAUGCUCCAAAGAAAUUUUUAAUGAUUUCGUGUCAGUGGAGGAGCAUGUUGAGUCACUUCUGGACAAGUUACCAACAUUUUCUGAAACAUGUAGCAAUUUCAUGAAGGUGGCACAAGAAAUUAACACAAGUCGUCACUUAAAUUCCUUGACAUUAGCACGGCAUACACAGCUGCUAGAGAUUUUGGAAAUCUCACAGUUGAUGGAUUCAUGCGUACGAAAUGGUUACUAUGAAGAAGCUUUAGAACUUUCAUCCUAUGUGCAGAGACUAGAAAAGAAACUUUCUAAUAUUCCCAUUAUCCAAAACAUUGUUGAUGUUGUACAGUCAUCAACUCAACUGAUGCUUUCUCAGCUGUUACAGCAGCUACGCUCAGCCAUCCAGCUUCCUGCUUGCCUGCGUGUGAUUGGAUACCUCAGGCGUCUUGAUUUGUUUUCAGAAUCUGAACUAAGGAUCAAGUUCCUUCAAGCCCGUGAUACAUGGCUUCAAAGUGUUCUUGCAUCAAUUUCUUCAGAUGAUCCUUAUUAUCACAUCACAAAGACAAUUGAAACCAGUCGUGUACAUUUAUUUGACAUUGUCACACAAUAUCGAGCUAUAUUCUCGGAUGAUGACCCAAUAUUAUCCAUGGAAAAUGAAGACAGUCCAAUUUAUGGUAAUUUGUUCCAUUGCUGGAUAGUGCAGAAGGUGCAGCAGUUCUUGAACACUUUAGAGAAUGACUUGGAGCAAGGGGUUGGAAACCGUCUUGACUCACUGCUUGGUCAGUGUAUGUACUUUGGUUUGUCGUUCAGCCGAGUGGGAGCAGACUUUAGAGGUCUUCUUCCUCCUCUCUUUCAUGCUGCAGCCCUGAAGUCAUUCAACACAGAAGUACAUAAUGCCACUGACAGUUUUCAUAAAGCCAUGAAAUCAUUCUCACCACAGCCAGUACCUUCUACAGUCACAUCCACAAUAAUUUCUACAAUGGCAACCAAGCCUGAUGAGCUCAAUCCUCCUAUUGAAUUGUUACAGCAUCCUCCAUUGGCAGCAUUCAUUAACAGUAUUCUCUCUGCUUUCAACAAUCUGAGGCAUUGUGCGCCAAUAUCCCUCGCAUCGCCUGUUACUGAUAGUGUAUGCAGUGCAUUGAAAACAGUCAUACAAUCUACAUGUGCAUUCCACAGGACUGAAGCAACAGCUCUUAAUGAGACAGAAAGAGCCUCAUUUGCCAAUUUUUGUCAAGUUUUGGGAAAACAAGUGAUGCCUUACAUGAAAGAAUGUUUAGAGGCAUUUUUUCCGAGUUCAGUCUUGACUAAUCUGUAUGGGGGUAGUUUCCUUGAUGUGCGGCUUGAUGUCGACGCCUUAUUGGUUCUUCUGGAACCCGUCAUGCCACAGGACUCCACACAGGAAAAAGACAAGCCUCCUCACCAAAAAAAUGAGGCUAAAAACAGCGAAUAUGAUCGAAGAAAGGAUCAAGAAAACUCGGAGUCAAAUGAAAGCAGGCUUUCAAAGGUGGAACCAAACAAAGAUGUUAAUGAGAAACUCCCGGAUAGUGUACAGCGAACACAAGAUUUGACCCAAGUUGAAGCCGUAUCGAGAUAAAUAAUUGUAAUAACAUUAAUGAUAACAAUGAUAACAAUAUUAAAGUAGCCAUCGAUGUA